Molecule: messenger RNA, 2451 nt
Organism: Pimephales promelas (fathead minnow)
Lineage: Eukaryota; Metazoa; Chordata; Actinopteri; Cypriniformes; Leuciscidae
Gene: syngr3a
Product: synaptogyrin 3a
Cellular component (GO): neuromuscular junction; synaptic vesicle membrane
Source: RefSeq, a predicted model, not a curated record
UGCGCACGCCUCUAACAGUGUGUGUGUGUGUGUGUGUGUGUGUGUGUUUGCCUACCUCGACCAAGAGCCCAGAGCCUGAAUAACAGUAGGAGGAAAAUGGACGGAGUAGGUUCAUUUGGCGCUGGGAGAGCCGGGGCUGCUUUCGACCCUUUUGCCUUUAUUCAGCAGCCGCAGACCAUCCUUAGAAUAUUAUCAUGGAUCUUCUCAAUAGUGGUGUUUGGAUCCAUAAUAAAUGAAGGCUACGUCAACCACGGCAGCGAGAGGCUCUACUGCGUUUUCAACAAGAACAACGAUGCCUGCAACUAUGGGACCACCAUUGGGCUCAUAGCAUUUCUAGCCUGCAUUUUCUUCAUUAUCCUUGACGUGAAGUUCCAACAAAUCAGCAGUAUUAAAGACAGAAAGAAGGCAGUAAUGCUGGACAUUGGAUUUUCAGGUUUCUGGACAUUUUUGUGGUUUGUUUGUUUCUGCUUCUUGGCCAACCAAUGGCAACGCACCACCCCAGAUGAGCUGCCAUUAAAUCAGGGAGCGGAUGCUGCCAGAGCUGCCAUAACCUUCUCCUUCUUCUCCAUCUUCACCUGGGCUGGUUCGACUGUAAGAGCGGUGCAGAAGUACCUGCUAGGGACCGAUAUGACCCUGUUCACAACAGAGCACAUCGAUGGCAACCAACCCGUCCAGCCUUACCCCACCGUCACAAGCACCGAGCCCGGCGACACGUACCAGAGCCCACCCUUCACUGAAAACCUGGACCCCACCGGCCAAACCUACCAGGUGCCAAUUUACUGAAACGCUGCCGAGCAAGAGUCCAUGUGCGAUGUCAUUGGUUUAUCAUUGUGGGUGACUGGCACUGCUCUUCAAACUGAAGUGGUGUGACAAUGUUCAUAGGUAGUAGCGUUCUGUGAACUUCUGUACAAGAAUAUGUUGAUUGUGAUUUCACUUUCAUUUGGAAUAUUACAUGUUAAUUUAUCAGCUGGAGUGAAACUGAUUGAAGGGUAUCAGUGUUGUAUAAAAAUGAAAAAGGUUACGUUGCAUGUAUUAUAUUUAGAGAGCUAUAAAGUGCCAUGCAUCCUAAACAAUAACUUAUAUAUUCAGUUUCCAUUAUGUUGUUGGGUACUGUAUAUAAAGUGCAAUAUCUGAAACAUGGAAUCACCAAACUUUUUAACACGUUCUCCAACUAAAAGCUUACGAGAGGUGGUCGUCCAAAAAGAGGGUGAAGUUUCGCUGUAGAUAAGGGUGUCUUCUGUAUCAUAGGUGUGUAAAAAUGGUGUUGAUUCAAUGUUUGAUUUCGUGAAGUCUCUUAUGAGACAAAGCAAGAUUUGGGAUUGUUUUUUUUUUUUUUGUGGAUUUCGAAUAAAAAGUUUUUUUUUAUAUUUUGUUAGAGCCACAAUUCGUUCCAUUUUAAAAGUGAGGAAUACAACUAUAUAGUUAUGUAAAACAUUUAAUUGGCAUUUAAAAUAAACAUUUUUGAAGAAAAUGGCAUUUGAAACAUAUUUAAAUUAUUAUUCAUCAAGGACACAUUAGAUUAAUCAAAAAAAUCAAUUUCCAAUAAAUGCUGCUCUUUUGAACAAAUCACAGUUAUUACAAAAUAUUAAGCAGCACAACUGUUUCAACAUUGAUGGCAAUCAGAAAUGUUUAAAGGCUGUACUAAUGAUGCUGAAAAUUCAGCUUUGCCAUCACAGGAAUAAAUUACAUUUUAAAAUAUAUUAAAAUAGAAAACCAUUCAUUUAAUUUGUAAUAAUAUUUUACAAUAUUACUAUUGUAAUUUUGAUCAAAUAAAUGCAGCCUUGAUGAGCAUAAGAGACUUAAAAAAAAUACAGAGCUCAAAUAUUUGAACAGCAGUGUAAAUUGAAAAGUGAUGUGUUUGAGACACCCUUCAGAUAUUCAUCAGUUGGCUGUUGUUAAAAAAAAAGAAGCUGUUUGGUGACCAUCAUCACUGCUUUGUCUGAUAUGUGGUAGAUUUUGGUAAUGUUUCUGUGUUCAGAGAUAGGGCAACAUACAACAAUGAUAGUGAUUGUACUUCAAAACAUGUAAAUGAAGUAUGUUUGUGAAAGUGGUCAGGGUCUUGUGUUUCCUGUACUUAACUCUGCACUCUUUAAAAUGCCUCAUGGACCAAUAUUUCUAAUUUACUGAGGUAUGUUUUGCUGGAUCAAAAUUUGCACCUCUAAACAAGUAUAAUAGGCGAUGAAGAGAUGUGAAAUUAAAAGCCUUAUUUAAAUUUUGUAUUUGUACUCCUUUGAAGGACAAAGUGCAAAAUUUGCAUCAGUAAAAAAUGCCUUGACCUAGUCCAUGACUCUUUUAAAACACAUAGUACAUACUGUAUCUGCAGGCAAUAUAUGCCAUCUUGUGAUCGAAAGAUGUACACAAAAGAUUUGCUGUUGUCAGUUGGAAUGUCUUCGGACUGCAGUUGUCAGACAUUAUAAAAAUAAAGACAUGUUUUUUCAUGAGUGGAUCACC